This is a messenger RNA of Brassica oleracea var. oleracea, 1231 nucleotides long. RefSeq lists its product as uncharacterized. The record is from RefSeq and is a predicted model, not a curated record. Lineage: Eukaryota; Viridiplantae; Streptophyta; Magnoliopsida; Brassicales; Brassicaceae. The transcript is spliced from 4 exons. Bases 149 to 1063 code for a protein of 304 amino acids.
AACCAAAUUAGACGGUGUCUUUACAAUCGGGUAUUCGGGUCCACCCGUAAUAAGUCUUUCUGAACUUGAGUCACGAGUAACUAUUUGUCUACGGUCGUGUUUUACUUUUUAUCAUUUGCUUCGAGCUUUUAGAUCAAUCAAGGGAAAGAUGGGAAGAUGCUUAACGAAGAAGGUGUUUCUGAUUCGGAGUCCGAUCCUGUUUCUUCAUCUCCUGAUCUCCUUCUCAUCUGGUGCAAUGAAACAGGAUCCGAGAGGGGUCUGCGUUUCUAAAGGAGGGAGGUUUCCGCCCUAUGAUUCAGAAGGAAAGCCUCCUAAACCGAUUGGUAAAGGAUCAAAGGAUCUAACUCUGUGCCAGGUGUUCCGUAAAAGGACUUGUUGCUCUCCUGCUCAGACAAACCCAGCUUUCGUAGCUGUCAGAAACUUGGCUACUUUCGGGGAAGCUAGUCAAGAGUGCCAGCAUCUGUUCGAGCUGUUGGAGUGUUCGAUCUGUAACCCCAACGUUGGAGUUCAACCAGGCCCUCCUCGCAUUUGCGCUUCGUUCUGUGACAAAGUCUUUGAAGCUUGCAAAGACGCAUACUUCGCCAGUAAUGCACUUACACAGAUGAUUGGUCCAUGUGGAGUAAACGACAUCAUCUGCGUUAAAACCUCGAAUUGGGAGUCUAACGGCACAUCGUUCUGCGAAGCUGCUGGUUUCUCUGUUCAAACAAAUGCUGAUUCUAGAGAUAAACCGUGUUAUGGAAGCAAAGCAAGUCUAGAACCGGUGGUGGAGUCAUCAUGGCGGAGAAAGCCGAAAAAGAAGAAGACCCCUUUGAAGACUGAGACUUUAUCAUGUUUUAAAGAUCUUUUGCAAUGGGUUCGCGUGAUGACAACGAUUCAGAAGGUUUCGUUGGGAGUGUCGUUUGUUGUAGCAGGAAUGUUCUUGAUCAGGGGUUACAGGCAAUGGAAUAACCGUAAUCGGAAGCAGAGGCUAGUUGCAAUCCAGAGAGCUGCUAGACGAUUGGGAGGGAAGGCAAACGGGAAUUCAUACAAUGCAGCUAUAAAUAGAAGAGCAGUUCAAAGUUGAUUUCUUUUCACCAUUGAACAAAGCUGAGUAAAGCCAUGAAUUAACUGUUAUCGAACCUUCUUGUCUCAAGUAAAGUGUUGUCAAAUGCGAGAAGUACUGUUUUUGCUGUUACUAUUGUUAUUCUGGUAAGAACACUAGAGAGCUUGAAAUUGAAGAAAACGUUGUACA